Molecule: messenger RNA, 480 nt
Organism: Gracilinanus agilis (Agile Gracile Mouse Opossum)
Lineage: Eukaryota; Metazoa; Chordata; Mammalia; Didelphimorphia; Didelphidae
Product: ribonuclease pancreatic-like
Exons: 2
Coding region: 1-480 (159 amino acids)
Source: RefSeq, a predicted model, not a curated record
AUGAUGCCAGAACUACAGAAGGCUAAACAGACUGACAGCCACACAACUUCACAUCAGACAGACGAGCACAAGGACUGGGGGCUGUGGUUGGUGGUCUCCUGCUCUGAAGAAACUGGGCCAGAGAAGUCUAGGCAGCAACAACAUGUGACCAAUGGCAAGAACUCUGGGCCUCACUGGGGGAAACAGUAUUAUAGUAUUAUAAUCAAGAAUGGCAAUACCACCGCCAGGGGUCAAUGCAAGUCAAAGAAUACUUUUCUCCAUGCCAAAGCAGGAGCUAUGGUAUGCAAGAUCCCCAUCCAUGUCCGCUGCAAUAAGAGGAAGGAAUGCCGUCCGAGUAAACAGGUUUUCAAACAGAUCCAUUGUCUACACCUGGCACCAGGGCAAUCCUCCAAAUGGAAAUACAAGAGCUCCCUUAAGAGAAGCAAGAGGGUAGUGGCUCAAGAUGAGAAAUCAGCAAUCCCUGUGCACUUUGGGCCAUAA